Molecule: messenger RNA, 5661 nt
Organism: Bombus huntii
Lineage: Eukaryota; Metazoa; Arthropoda; Insecta; Hymenoptera; Apidae
Exons: 5
Coding region: 3093-5129 (678 amino acids)
Source: RefSeq, a predicted model, not a curated record
UAUUCUACUCCGCAUUUCGUUACUCGGACCUACGCAAGCUCAGCGUGAUACGAUACUCAGCAUCCAGAGAACCUGGCUCUUGUGCCAUCCUGAAUAGUUCUAUCGCUUUUUCUCCAGUUCGCCUUCUACAGUCAGAUGCACACUAUUCUUAUAUUUUAUAAUUUGCAAAUAUAAUUAUAAUUCCCUUCCGAUACUUUCUGUUACAGUGGUCUACUCCUAUUCGUACUACCCGGUCGUCGAUGGAUUCGAAAGAUAUCACAGAUGCUAAAGAAGCCAGGCAUUCGCGUUGGGAUUGAAAACUAUAGCGAGUGCAAGGAAAUUCGGUGUACGUAAUAUCGCCGAGGGAAAUUCGUAAAAUUGUUCCCGAAGGACCGAUCCAGGAAGGAGGAAUGUUAGCUAGAGACAAUUUACCUACAUACGAAUAUGUAUGCGUACGUGUGUGAGCGUGUUCGUCCGAGUUUCGGCUUUCGCCUCGUUAUCGUCGUAAAAGAAAACCUAGAAAUUUCAUGGAUUCGAUCGAAGUUAUUCGAAGACGAAUCCUCACGGAAUCAUCGUAGAAAAAAGAAAGCUGUCCGACAUGCAAAUGAGGGAACGGCGAACGUGGGACAAUUAUGGACAACAGUCGAGCUAACGUACUUUGUAGUUGAUUUUAUCUUGUGAUACGCGUUGAAUCGGCAAUGAGCCGUACGAUGUUCGCUCUUUUCGCAUGAUCGCCGUGAUAAAUACGACUGUUGCAUCUGGUUUUCGUCGAUUGCCGAUCGUUAAGAAGGCGAGCGUGCUGUAUGAAAGUUUAUAACGAUUCAUUAUGCGUAUAAAUGCAAAUGUAGCUCGGGUAACGCUGAUGCCGAUUUUCAUGCAGCGAAGGAGGCCAUAAUAAUACGAUUAACUAUUUUAUUCUCCCUUCCUUUUCUCCUAACACUCGUUAGAAUUAGUAAUUAUAGGCAUCGUAGUAUUUUUAUUACGCUCUCUACGACUUGGCCUUGUUUUAAUUAGUCUUUUAUGGUGUAUAUACAGUUUCGCAAGUGAACCAUCGAGUUUGAAUAAAUAUUUGUUGUUAUUGUUAUCCUUCGAUUUUUAUUAUUCGCUAUUGUUAUCGUUGGUAAUUUAAUAAACUAACUUCAAUUUCAUUCGUAAUAUUUGUUUAUUAAAAGAAACAUUAUUCUUAUGAUUAAUCGAUACGUACCGAUACUGUGUUGGAAGGUGCGUUACUUUAUUCUCACAUUAUCACGUGCAAACGAAUACGAGGAGCAACGAACGACAAUCAGGAAAUAAAACGUCUGAACCAACAUCCAGCCUCGAUCUCCUUUCAUCAAUGCUUCCUAUCGAGUGCAAUGAACCUUCAAUCCUGAAUAACACCAGCUCUUUCCAAAUACAUUGCUGAAAGAUAUCGAACGGCUGAAACAUCGCUAUAAAACGUCAAUGCCUGUUACGUUUUUAUUCCGAUCGCUCGCUCAACUGACAAAACACACGAAAUUGCCUAACAUAUUUUUUCAUUAUCGAUAAAUCACAUCGAGGAACGGGAUAUCUUCGCAUUAUGUUUCUAUGAUUUCAAAAAUAAAUACAGAGAAGAAAACGAAAAAAGAAAAGAAGAAACGAUCACGUGAAACAGAACCGAAGUAUUAACAAAAAAAUAUGGAAAUGCCACAAGUUCAAAGAUUUAUGAUUUUUACGGAAAGAUCCGUUUGCAGCGACUUCGUCGUUGUUACGCGACCAAAGAAAUGGCACGAAAAUGCCCAAAGCAAUGCAAAAGUUUCCAGUUGGUCGUGAAAAUGAUUGAAUGGCACGGUCGCAUAAUUUUAGUCAUAAACUCACGUAGCACCGAUGAAUAUAGUGGGUCACUGGAUCACACACGUUGGUCCGCGCGUAUCCACGCACACAGCUGUAUCCUCACGAGGGAAUCCAGUAGCAGGAUAUGGAGAGAAACGGCGUUUAACCGGUCUUCGAUCACUCUGCCCAUCUGCCGACUGGCAAAGGGCCCCUGGUACACUCGUAAAUCGACUUUCCUGCCAUCGAAUUCUUCUUCCAUCCAUCGUAGUGCAUUUAAUAAAAUACAAUCUGCCAUUGAAACGUUCCAUCUCGUUCUCUGUGUAAACGUUUAAACACAUACCUGACAAAUGAUCGAAACGAGCGUGCAAUUCCAGCUAUCUGUAGGAACGUCAAUGUUUAACAAACUAUUGUUGGAAAUUGAUCGGCGGAGACGAAGAUCCACCGUUCGGUAUGCUCAUUUUCUUCUUUUUUUCUUUUCUAAAAGCGGCUCCAACGAAGUACCGUUUCGGAGAGACGUUGACGUUGAGCGUAUCGCUUUAGUUUAGUAGGAAGAAACACGGGAGAAAGGAACGUAAGAUGAAAGAGAGCGAGAAAUCUAUCGAAAAUGUCAGAGUUUCAGAGAAGAACAGGUGGCUGAAGCAUGAAUUAUUUAAUUCGGGAAAGUUUUGCAGAAUCGAAGCGUACGGUCUACGAAGAUCUAGAAACGAGCAGAGUCGAAGAACGGUUAAGUGAAACACGAGCAAUACAGGAAAUAAUUUCCAUUAGAAAAUUCAAAAGGAUUAAAAUGUAAAAUAUUCACGAUGUUUUCGUUACUUUAACACAAUCGUAGACUCGGUUAAUUGGAGAAACGUUGUAGGAACGAUUAUAGAUAUUUACUUACGUGAUACGAUUAACUGACAUUCGCUUAACGCGCUUCCGUUGCACAUGCAGAACGAACAAACGCAGAAUUGGGAAUUCUUGUGAAUUUCGUGGAACCCAUGACUUUUCCCGGUUACGUUCCGCAUUUCGAAGCAGCUGUUAUCCGUCAGAGUAAGGUAGGAGGCACAGCGUUUCGGCCUUCGAUGAUACGUUCGCCGGUUGCGAGUAUAAAUGAAGGACAAUGACCUAAUUGCGUGCAGAACACACAGUGCUCCCUCAAUGUCCAAUCAUCGCGCGCGUUAACUCGUGUUCGAUUAUUUGUGGCCGUAACUUCCGGCAUAUUCUUUUCAUAUUUUUUAUCGUUUUCCCGUCUUUUCCUUCCAGUGAGAACGCCAAGUUGCGCAGGUGAUAAAUCUGAAAAUUGCCAUUUCUUCGUUCGAGGAACUUCUUGCUCGGAAGGCGAAACAAUGAAGACGACGAAUUGGCUGUGCUGUUUGUUGGUCGUGUGUGUCUGCCUUGUCGAGGCCAGGUACAAGAUCAGAAGGCCCCAGUUAUCGCCUCCGCAGCCUCCUAAACUGAUGUUCAAGAAAUCAUGGCCGAUCGCCCAUAGAAUCUCCGUGGGCAACACGAUGCACAUAAAUGGAAACUUCCCGCCCAAACGAAUGUCCCAGAAACCGCCUAAUUAUAGAAUUCGCAGACCACCGAUGUUCAACGUGCCACCAACCAUUUGGAAGAAUCAAAUGCCGAUAAGAGCUCCUCUAAAUAAUCACGCGGUUCUUCCGCAACGUCCACCUGUUAAGGAGUUCCAUGCCGUGAACAAAAUGCCGGAAUAUAGUCCGGAAUACAGGCCGGAAGCUGCUGUUCUACCACCGACACACAGGGGUGGCAUCGACGACGACAAAGGACCGAUUCAUACAAUUCCUGCGCCGAAUCUCAGUCCCAUGGACAAGCCUUUCAAUAACGAAGCGAACGCAGACGAGACGUCUCGACGUCAACAGCCAACCGAUCCUACCUACAAAGUUAAUCCACACGGUUCCUUGUUGCCUAAUUUCGAUCUUGCGACCAUCACGAGUUUGACACCCCAGAAGACUGUAACCAGUCCGACACCGGUGCAACACCAGUACGAAGUGACCGAAAGUAACGAUAUCAAUCAGAAAGAGUAUCAAACUGUUCUGCCAACGUUCUUGCCCCCGGAAUUUGCAACACUUUCGACAUUAGUGAAUCCUGACUUACAAACGAACGAUGUUUACUUGAAUAAUCAUCCAGCUUCGAAUAUAGGUCUUAUCGGAACGAACAUUCAACUCGGACAGCCCAACUUACCUAUGCAAACGAAUCUUCACAGUUCUCUUCACGUUGGUUUCCCUGGUACCGCUGCUCAGACUCCUUACAUCAUAAAUCAACAAAUUCCUGAUCUACACGUUGGUCAUCCGGCACCAGCUGGUCCUCCGCUCUCAGCCACUCAACUUUACGACCUUCUAAACAGCUUUCCCCAAAAAAUGUCAGAGCAGUAUCAAACAGGUCAACAGCCACAACUUCAGCAACACAUACUUCAGCAGCAACUCGGUCAAUUCUUCCAGCCUACCGGCGUAACUGGUUUCUCGCAGCCCCAGAUGCAAUCGUUCAAUUACGACGAGCAAGAUAACAAGGAGCAACAACAACAGCAGGUCUUAUUCAACCAAGAUUACGCUGCUGGCAGGGUCAAUACGAAUUACAACGUAGAACCGGAGUCACCUCUGAACGAGGAAGAGAACGCUGGCCUGCAACAGAACGAGGAUCUCGCUUAUAUCGCCGAUGGAAACGAACAAUUGGAAAAUAACAUCGAAUACGAGCAAACCAACAAUCAAAAGGAUCAGACGACGUACUUUAACAAAGUGGCUAGCAACGAUGCAAUGUCCACGCAAUUUUACACGACGCUGCCUAAUCGAGAGGCUGCAGAAAAAUUAGCAGCUCUGGCAGCUGCUGGAAACGUUAACAGUCAAUUGAUAGGGCAAUUGCGAAAGCAACAACAACAGCAACAGCAACAACAACAACAACAGGAAAAUGUACAGACCGAUGAAACUAUGCCUCCUAAUCACAAGAACGAAGAAUACAAAACGAACGAGCAAAUCAACGACGACGGUCAUUAUGAUCAGAAUUAUUAUCAAGAUCGAGUUCAGAAUCGGCAGAAACAACGACAAAAAGAACACGAACAACAGCUGCAACAAUACGAGGAACGGCAGAAAGAAUACGACAGACAACAGCAACAACAACAGCAACGUCAACGACAAAAUCCGUAUAGCAAUAAAAGACCAUUGAGAAUUAUGGUGCCGGAUGAAAAUGAUUAUAGCAAUACCGAGAUACAGAACGACGAACCGAAAGAAAAUACAGAAGUCGAGUACGAGUACGAAAACGACGAAGCGGAUGCUGGAAAUUCGCAGGCAAACGGGUCGUUCGACGGAAGAACGUCUUAUGAUCGAUCGAACGCUGAAUUUGGAUCGCGUUUGAAUCCUAAGAGCGGAGUAUAACAUUUUCUUGCGAAUCAUUUUGUAUAUAUAGUUGGACGAAAAUAUUUAUUACAGUUCUAUUUAUCGAUCAGACUUAUCUUUACGGGGAUUUCUGUGUAAUUUAGACAAUGAAUAGGGUUUCUCAUAAAAAGAGGGAAAUUUUAUACUGUUUUUACAAGGUACGCCGACGAAACUUUCUUUUUUGAGAUUACGAUUUGUGGUUAUAAUUAGAAUAUUUAUUAAAUUUUCGUCGACGAUACAUUGAAAACAGUCGCGUGAAGGAUAGUAAUUUAUUUAAUGUUAUUUAUUGUCGAUAUACUCGUACUUCGUUGUAAAAAAAUGGACAAAAGAUAUUGCCAUUGAUUUAAAGAAUCAAUAUUUUAUUUCAAUUAUUGCGCAUCACCAAUCUGAAUUACACUUAUAUAUAUGUACAUAUGUAUCAUUGAGGUAAUCUAUCCAAUAUAUGGUACAUGAGUCAUUUUGGUUACAAACGAAAAUCUACAGAUAUUCUAUCUUUUCGAUCAUCUCGUCUCGUCUUUUCAUUUUUACAAAA